Messenger RNA from Athene cunicularia (burrowing owl), 1056 nucleotides. It is a transcript of the gene NCMAP, whose product is annotated as non-compact myelin associated protein. Gene Ontology annotation, cellular component: Schmidt-Lanterman incisure; paranode region of axon; plasma membrane. Gene Ontology annotation, biological process: peripheral nervous system myelin formation; regulation of myelination. The record is from RefSeq and is a predicted model, not a curated record. Gene Ontology annotation, molecular function: structural constituent of myelin sheath. NCBI's taxonomy places the organism in Eukaryota, Metazoa, Chordata, Aves, Strigiformes, Strigidae. Bases 133 to 444 code for a protein of 103 amino acids. The transcript is spliced from 4 exons.
GGCUCCGGUCCCGGCGGGGAGGAGGAGGAGGAGGAGGAGGGAGGAGGGGGGAGCCGGUGUCCGCCUCCUCUGCGGGAAAACGGGGCCCGGGGAUGAGCUCCUGAAGCCUGCAGCAUCCUCCCCCAAAUCAAGAUGACGACUGCUGCACCUCUGAUCAAUAACACUCAGUUCUCAGUAAAUGUGACCACAAAGUCUCAAGAACAAAGUCUCUAUCAAAGUUCUGGAGCAAUAGUUGCUGCCAUCGUAGUAGGAGUGAUUAUUAUUUUUACAGUGGUUCUGCUCAUAUUGAAAACAUAUAACAGACGCAUGAGAGUGAAGAGGGAGCUGGAGCCCAAAAGCUCCAAACCAGCAAUGCCACCUGCCUUGGGGCACAACAGCACCAGCCUGUCCCAGCAUCCUACAGUGACUUUCAUACCAGUGGAUAUCCACAUGCAGAACAGGUAACUGGGAACGCUCGUCCUCCCUGGGAGAGAGGAGAGGUGGAAUUCUUAUUUACAUGGACCUGGGACUCCUCAGCAAAGCCACGCUGCAUUUGGAAUAGCAACGAGCUGUUCUUCGGUCUAAUUAAUCCUGCUUUCUCUCUUUGGGAGGAGAAAUAAGGUCUGGACAUGCUUUGUAUGACUGAAAUCAACUGGUGGAGACAUACAGAUCAUCAGAAGUGCAGCGAGCCUUCUCACAGAGCUCUGGGUAUGGAGAGACUGGAUAAACCAAGCCCAUUCCUUGGAAGAAAAGAUGCACACUUGUAUUUGGUGGAGCCUUUGCUUGCUCAAGAGAGUUUGAGCUUUUUCUGUUCUGCAAUGACUGGAAGAAAAAUUUGGACAUGCAAGCUACAACUCAGGUUGGACCUGGGUUUGUUAUGAUUUGUGUGAAGCAGGUUUUGUAGUCUGUUUUAUCCGUGAUGGACAGUACAGGAAGUAUCAAAAUUGUAUUUACCUUUGCUCACUUUUCAUGUUUCUAAUGCCACAAUGUGUAUCCUUUGAGAGAAAAAAGGCUACUUUUUAUUUUCAAGUGUUUUAAAAAUAUUUCUAUAAACUCGGUAACCUGUCCCUUUCCAAA